GAAGAAGCCGCUCUUGCUCUGAUGGCGACAGCCGACGCAGUGCAGGUGAAUAGCAAAGAGCGUUUCGUAUGCGGUUUAUGUUUGUGCCGUGUCGCUGUCUGCCUGUCCUGUGUGCAGAAGUUCAAUAUGUUGCGCGAGGAGUACAACGGCGCGUGUGACAUCAACAAGUGCAAGGCGCUCCUCAACGAGAUGAAGGUCCUGAUCGCCCAAUUCCCCUCCGUCGCACUCCCACCCCCGUCAGAGGUACACACAGUGAUUGAUUGAUAGAUGGGCAGGGCAGGGCAGAUGAGAUGCAGAGAUGAGAUGCGGCAAUGCAAUGCACACACCACGCAGGGAGGCAGGGAGGGAGGGGAGUCCAUUGCCCGGCCUCCUGUGUAUGUGUCAUGCAUCAAUCUGUCAGGUAUCUCAGAAGGAGCUGCUAAUAGCUCGUGAGACGCUCGAGUAUGGUGCCUUCCUCAGCGUUCGCAACGAGGACGUGCAGUCAUUCGAACGGUGGGUGCAAACACACCACAGACAGACAGACAGACAGACAGACAGACGAGGGAGCCACAGAUCCCAUUCAUUACCAUACCAUGGUGAGAAUGUAUGUGUGUUUAGGUACGUGGUGCAGCUGAAGAUGUAUUACUACGACUACAGCAAGGAGCUACCGCCCAGCCAGAGGCAACUCAUCAUCCUCGGCAUGUACCUCCUGCACCUACUCUCAAGCAACAGGAUUGGUACACACACACACAACUAAGCAUACAUUUGUGCAGCUGCAAACGGACCGGCACGUCAUGUGGUUUGUGCCACCUGUCUGUGUGUGUGGGUGUCAACAUGCAGGUGAGUUCCACACUGAGUUGGAGUUGAUCCCGUCUGAGUUGCGUUCGAACGUCAAUCUCAAGUUCCCCGUGGCGCUCGAGCAGCACCUCAUGGACGGCAACUACAACAAAGUCAUCAAUGCCAAAACUAACGUCCCACUACCACAAUACAGGUAAACAGGUAGCCAGACAGCCGGCCACGCGCUGCAGCACCCACCAACCACACACACGGACAAUGUACGUGUGUGCGUCUGUGUGUGUGUAUGUCAGUUUCUUCAUGGACCGUUUGGUGUCGACAGUGCGUCAUAAGGUGGCGGCGUGUCUGGAGAAGUCGUAUCCGUCCGUGGACAUCGCCUUUGCCCUCCGAGCGCUCAUGCUUGACACCGAAGAGGUCACACACCCAGCCAGCCACCUUGUCUGCCUGCCUGCCUGCCUGCCUGCCUGCCAGGGAGGGAGGGAGGGAGGGAACCACUGACUGACACUGAUCACAUGCCCGUGCGUGUAUGUGUGUGUGUUUAGGAUCUAAAGCGCUUCGCUGAGUCUGAGAAUCAGAGGAAGCAGGAACAAGGUGCGUUCGAGAUUCGGUGGGAGGUCAAGGAGCGGCUGGAGUUCCAGCAGGUGCGAUGGAUGUAUGUCUGCACGUUUGGGGAACUAGAGGGCGGCAGGGAGUGCGGAAUCGCAACACAGCCAGCCGAUCGAUCUCCCUGGCCGUUUUCAUAGGGAUGCCGGGUGCGUGUCUGUGUGUGUGUGUGUGUGUGUGUGGUCAGGUGAUGACUCAGAAGCCCGAGAUCAGUUCCACAGAGCUGCUCCACCACACCAUAGGUAGAUGCCCACACAUAACACAACACCCUAUCAACGAUUCAUCAUGGCUGGUGGUGUGGACGUAUGGAUGGCUGCAGCAUACGCGACGGAGCUGGAGCGAAUUGUCUGACCUCAUCUGAUGCUCUGUUGCGUGCGUUUCAUCCUCUGCUUUGGCUAUUACCAUAUCAUUGGACUGUCUGGACACACAUGAUAUGAUGCACUUUUGGUGUCAAUACCUUCAUGAGGGUUUUGGCGCUCAACGAUAGUUGACGUGUAAGAGGGUUGCAAGUAUUCCAUCAAAUGUGUCGCU
Molecule: messenger RNA, 1908 nt
Organism: Vitrella brassicaformis
Lineage: Eukaryota; Vitrellaceae
Source: the annotation of a GenBank genome assembly